ACGGUGCUUUAGGACUCCUGAACCUCAAAGCAAAGCUAAUAAUCCUAGAAAUCAGCGGUGUGCGUGACACACACAUCCACCCUCUUUCUCCCUCGCUUCAUCAUACACGCUCAGGAGGACGAACAAACCCGUUAGAGAAGAUGAGAACUGCACUUAAUUUCACUCUUUAAACUCUAUUUGUUUCUUUUCUGUGGGAUAAUGCUCGGCUAAUGUGAUGGUAACGUGGCUCAUCAACGCCGGGGGAUUUUCAGGAACUUUUUACACCUCGGAUGCUCCGGUUCAAAUGCUUUUACUGUUUAGAGUUGUCUUUAAAUAGGCAAUCAUUGUCUAGCAUAGAUCUUUUAUAACAUUAAGUAUGCAUAUUUUUUUUAAAUCUCCAAUAUUUUAAAAACAUUUAAGCUGUUUGUGUCCGAUUUUAUCCGGUUAAAAUCUCGCAGAUUCAUUCACGGGCGGUUUACUGAGCACUGGCGUGUGUUAAAAUGUUAGUCUGUAAGUAGUUGUUCAGAUGCUCUUAUAAUUUUAACAUCUGAUUUAAUAAUAGUAUUUUGUAUUAAAAUAUAUGUAUCUGUCGCUCUCGGGCUUGUAGAAGUGAGAUUUACUGUUUACUGUUUGUGAAGGAGUUUUAAUAGUAAAUACUAGGAAGGACACUGUCGUUAUUGUGUUGGGAUGCGGAAGGCAGAGGUGUAGGGCCGAUGGUAAACAUGUUAAGGGUUUAAAGUGAAUGGCUCUGUGAUCAUGUCGUCUGUGGAGGGUGUUUUCUCCUGGGUGGGUGACUGGCAGUGGCUCUGCAUGGUCACUCUCUUUCUGGCCUCUGUUGUCACUUUGAUUGUAUACUUGGUGCUGUAUUUUUUCAACGAAUCUCCUGUUGGGAAAACACCUCUCAGUCAUGUGGAUUCGGAGGAGGCUGAUGGGAUUUUAUGCUGGGUGCUCUCUCUGAAAAGCUGGAAGAGUCAGUGGAGACGAGCCUGGUUCAGGAGCCUCAAUGAAGAAGCUAGGAGAUCACAGAGCGGGAUUCGACUGACAUUUGAAGAAGAUGGUGUUCAGUCAUCAGAACUGGCUGUGGAUCAGAUUUCAAGCUUUACGAAAACACCCGGUCGAAAGAAUGUCCUGUGUCAGGUGGUUGGAAACAAGCUGCAGUUUUCUCUCAGUGCUUUACCGAGCUCAGCGUCUUCAGAAACCCCCCUGAGAUACAGUGCAAAGAUAUCUCCACUUCGUCUGCAGCUGGCCCUACAGAUGAAAGAAGUGAAAGAGGAGGUGGAGAUUUCCUGGAGGGUGCUUCACCUGAACUCUGUAGAUUUGCAGCUGACACAAAGUUUUACGCAAAAAGCACGUGACACUCUGUGUAUGUUUCAGGGAGAUUGUGAAAGUCUAAGUGAAGCCGCUGUGAACGACAGGCUCAGACAGGUCUUGAGUCGAGCUCAAGCAUCCGUAACUUUGAGCAGCCGGCCUGCAGAGUCUGCAGAAGUCAAGGAAGUAAGGAACAAGACCUCGCAGGCGACCUCACCCCCAAAGCCCCCACGAGCUCAUGAAUGGAAACUAUUAGUAAAGAACAUCCGGGUCACGUGCAAACAGGAGGAUGGUGCUGCAGGCGGCAUGGAUCCCCAGUGUAUCCUCCAAUUGGAUGAUCCUCCUCAGAAGGUCACCAGUUCAGUCUUGACUAACACAUCCACCCCAGCCUGGGACCAGCCCUUCAUAUUUGAGCUUAGCGGACGGUCAAAAGAGCUGAAUAUUCAGGUUUUGGAUAACGGCAAGCCUCGGGAGACUGCUUUGUUAGGGCAGGCAUCUGUGCCUUUUGAUCUAGUGAAGAAACACCCCAAAGGUCAACAGACCUUUUCACUCAUGGCCAAAGAUCAAGUGACUGGGUCAAUAACUACUGAGUUCACCUACCUGGAGCCCAGCGAGGUGCGUAGCUGGCAGAUGCCCACGCCGGCCCCUACUAAGAAAGUGGAGAUGGACCGCACUGUGAUGCCCUGCGGCACCGUUGUUACCACUGUCACUGCUGUGAGGAGCAAACCAGGACGAGCUUUAGCACCUGAAUCCAAAUCGCCUUCUAAAAACAAGCUGGCGGAGAGAAGGGUGUCGGAGCAGACAUCAUUACUUGGAGCCAAAGUUAGCAAAGCCCUGUCAUCAUCAGAUACAGAGUUAUUGAUGUUAAACGGGACCGACCCUGUAGCCGAGGCUGCCAUCAGACAGCUUCAUGAGUCGGCAAAACAGAAGCUCAAAUCUCCUGUCAAAAAGAGCACCAUCAUCAUCUCAGGAGUCACCAAGGCCCCUCUGACACAAGAUGAGGAGAUGGCUCUGAUGGCAGGAUAUGCAGCUGCGAUGGACGCUUCUAUGUCCGGAGCAUCUGAGGGCACCAGCAGCGAAGUAUUGCCAUCAGAAACAGUGGCAGAACCCAGCGUUCUCGAGCCCACAGAGUCUCUGGCGGGUGCGAAUGGCACAGACCCCAUGGAGGACUGGGAGAGCCAGGCCGGAGAGGACCCAGAUGCAGAUAAAACAUCUCUGUCUCUCUGUAUCUCUGAAACGGGUUCCAAAAAAGGAAAAGGCAGCUUCCUGCAAAAGAGUGCCAAGCUAUUUUUCAGGCGGAGGCAUCAACGAAAGGAGCCGGGAAUGAGCCAGUCCCACAAUGACCUUCAGUACUUGGAGCAUCCCGAGGCGGCCAUGAUGGGCGACAGGGAAAAGAGGACGGCCACCUUCAGACGCAUCAUCAACCGCAAGCUUCUACCCAGGAGCAAGAGCAAAGCCAAUGGCACAAUGAGAGAACCGCCCACAUGAACUGCCCACUCCGUCGCCUUCAUCAAAACUAAUAGCUUUUGAACCUCUUCAUCUUUCUAACAUCCUCCCUAUCACAUUCAUUCUAGUAACUUUUAUGCAAGUCAUUGCUUCUUUCUGGGCCAUAUUUGCCAAAACGUCUGCGUAGCAACAAUCACUCUCAUCAUCUCCUUAUUAACACCGUCAUCUGGAUUUCCUGAAAACCUAUUCCUGUCUGCCUGGCGCUAGAUUUAUUUCUCCAUUAAUGUAGAGGGACAUUAGGGGCGCUUUCCUUACCUGACAGUUCUGUCCACACCUUUCACCUUCAACUUUGAACUUUGUGCGUGUGUUGAUGCAAGAAAGUUUACAAAACAUCAUCCAUAUGAGCACUGGCUCUCUUCGUCGCUCCAAAUGACUUGGUGUCAUUUAACCUUAUGCAAAUGUUGAUCAUCAUGCAAAUGAUAUUUUGCGUUCGUGGCCUUCUAACCAAAGCUGGAUUUAAGGACAACCCUUUCUUGCCAUCUACCUGAGCUUUAAACCUCUGGAAACCCUCUGUGGACCUGAUGGAUCCUGGAAUAUCAAGCAAGGGAAAACCAUUGUUUUGAUUUGCACUUAUUUAUAUGCUCUGAACUCAUUCCAAAUGCAUUUGCAGGGAUGUGCAUUGAAUUCUGUGGGGUUUGGUAGUGAUCAUGCUUUAUAAAAAAAUGAUGUGAAAGACUGCUGUCUUGAUGUGAAUUGAAUAUGACAGUUUUCAUUUUGUUAGGGAGACAAAGCUGCAGUUCCACCAAAUUUGACUGAAUAGUGAGUUUUAUUUUCAAAAAUAAACGUUUUCAAACUGAGCAUAACAUUUCAAAUGUUCUGGUCUGGCACUGAUAUGGUCGCUUUAAAACAGGUUUGGUGUUUUAUUCAUUUAAUUUCUAAAUAUUCAAACAGAAAUGGGGAAAAUAUUAAUAAAUAUUUUCCUUUUAUUCAUACAUUAUUCAGUGUACUGUGUAAUUAAUGUGUAAACAUGUUUAUGAUCCCCCACCCCCUUUUCUUCCACAGCCAUUACAUCAUGCCACAUGUUAAAAAAAAAAAAAGUGUGUUAAUUGUACCAAAGGUUUUUAACACUAAGCAAGGGCAUUUUCCCAUAGAGAAAGACCAGAAUUCAUGAGAAUUUAGCUAUUCAAUAUGUUCAUGAUUUAUGAUAUUUUCCUAAGUGUGGUGUCUUCUUUUACCUGUACUCUUAAUCCACCUGAAAUGUUGGCUGUGAAUGCCAGACAGUUUGUAUUUUGGACCUCAACUGUUGAGCCUGUGUGGAAUACUGCAGUGGAUUUGUGCUAUGGAAGAUUCAAUAACAGGAUCCAUUUGACAUUUACUUGACCUCAAGCUGCAGAUGUAGAAGAAACCUGAAUGCCUGUCCAUACUGAAUGUUGCCAGAAAGAAACCUCAGCGGUCUGGCUGUUUUAUAUGUAUUCUGGGAGGACUACUGGUCUGUGUUUUGUUUUUUUCUUCCAUUUUUGUCUAUGUUGUGUGUUGUCAUUUGUGGCCUGGCUGUUAACAAUUCAUUGUAUUUCUGAACAGUCAAAAAAUGAAAGAGGUAUUUUCCAGUGAAAUGGAAGGAGGCACAUGAUGAUUUUAUAUUUUUUCCUGCUUGUUUGCCUGGCCAGAGGUGAUCCAGUCGUUAAAUGAAAUCUAACACAUCAGUCCUCUGUAUAUGCAUAUCAUAAUGUAUCCAUGUGCAUUAAAGAACUCCUCUUGUUAACUUAACUCAUCUGUGCUUUCUCUUGGAGUCUGGUUGGUCUCCUUAACCAGAAGGACCUUAGAAAUUGCUGUUGUGAAUGAUAAUUGUGUCAUUGCUCACCAUAUAACAUUUCCCUGCAAUAUUAAGAUUGCUCAUGUGUGUGGCCUGUGCAGUAAAAACUAUAGAGCUGUUGAGUUUGAAGUCCUAAAACCCUCUAGAAUUCUCUUAUCAGGUUUGCAAAUUAUGAGUAAAAGUCUGUCAUUACUUGAAGAAACUUGUUUUGUUUUAAAAUAAAAUGCAUAUGGAUAUACUAUUGUGCUGUGCAUUUUAAACACGUGGCUAAGGUGUUGCUAAAUAAGGACUACAACUUCCAUAAGGAUGUUAGUUAAUGAACCACUGUUGUAGUCUUUAUAUCAAUAAAGCUUCAAAUUUCACACUUGAUAUUUGAGUUUGUGUAAAAUGUGUGAAAGUCUUUUCAAGUAAUGAACUUUUGUUACUCUUCAAACCUAAUAAUUAGCUUCCCAAUUAGCCUACAAAUUGACGUAAUGACUGAACAGCUCUAUUAUGGUGAAGUGACAAAUACUUGGAUGUCUGUGCAUAUUGAAUGUCAGACUGAUCUGCAGGGAUUCUGUUCAUCAAUAUAUCUUUAUUGGUUUAAGCAAUAAACACUGACUGAACA
Cyprinus carpio (common carp) is the source of this 5153-nucleotide messenger RNA. Its product is annotated as C2 domain-containing protein 2-like. The coding region runs from base 736 to 2775 and encodes 679 amino acids. The transcript is spliced from 14 exons. The record is from RefSeq and is a predicted model, not a curated record. NCBI's taxonomy places the organism in Eukaryota, Metazoa, Chordata, Actinopteri, Cypriniformes, Cyprinidae.